Paraglomus brasilianum is the source of this 681-nucleotide messenger RNA. Lineage: Eukaryota; Fungi; Glomeromycota; Glomeromycetes; Paraglomerales; Paraglomeraceae. The record is from the annotation of a GenBank genome assembly.
AUGCUGAAUAAAAUUAAAAUAAUUGGUAAGAUUUUACUGAACGAAAUAAAAGACGAAAACGAAAAAAGUGAUAGUGAACUUGGAAAUGAUUUGCAGGAAGUAGGAGGGGAAAUGACCGAAAGAAUUAAGAAAGAAGUCAAAAAGGAUGAAGUAAUAGAAAUCCACGGCUAUUUAAGAAACGAAAAAAAUAGCCGCCAGAUCUUAGUAAGAGUUGUAGAGUUUAGCAAAAUUGAGAUAGAUCUUGAGAGAAUUGGUGAAGUUAAUUCUAAUCAGGUAAGGUUGAUUGGUAAAAUAAUCACCGAUUUACAAGCUGUCGACAGUAAACCAAACCCAGAGACGGUGUCCUUCAAAUUGGCUGUUCCUCGCGAAGGAGUUAAAUCUCCCCUUUUCUUUUGUCGGGUUAAUGAAAAAGAGUUAAUCCCUGAAUUUAAUGAGAAAUUAAGAAAAGGAGACGUUAUUUUCUUAGAAGGAUAUUUACAAACUCAAAAGAUAUUGGAAGAAAACGAUGGUGAAAAAAAAAUUGCUCGUAUUUCCUCAAUUAUCUGCUAUGGAUUUACUCUGCUUGAUAAUGACUCAGCAAGCGUUUUCAACCCGCUUGGUAAUUUAGUGCGAGUGUUCAAAGAAGUUAGCAAAAUUGAUUUUAGCAAGCCCAAACCUAGAACCAAGGAACAAAUUGAAUAA